AUGGAGGGGCCCUUGUCCGUGUUUGGGGACCGCAGCACCGGGGAGGCGAUCCGAUCCCAGAACGUUAUGGCUGCAGCUUCUAUUGCCAAUAUUGUGAAAAGUUCUCUUGGUCCAGUUGGCUUGGAUAAAAUGUUGGUGGAUGACAUUGGUGAUGUAACCAUUACUAAUGAUGGUGCGACAAUUCUGAAGUUACUGGAGGUAGAACAUCCUGCAGCAAAGGUUCUUUGUGAGCUGGCUGAUCUUCAAGAUAAGGAGGUUGGAGAUGGGACUACUUCAGUGGUUAUUAUAGCAGCAGAACUUCUGAAAAAUGCAGAUGAACUAGUCAAACAGAAAAUUCAUCCCACAUCAGUGAUUAGUGGCUAUCGCCUUGCUUGCAAAGAAGCAGUGCGUUAUAUCAGUGAAAACCUAAUUAUUAACACAGAUGAACUUGGAAGAGAUUGCCUGAUAAAUGCUGCUAAGACAUCGAUGUCUUCCAAAAUCAUUGGAAUAAAUGGUGAUUUCUUUGCUAAUAUGGUGGUGGAUGCUGUACUUGCUAUUAAAUACACAGAUGGAAGAGGCCAGCCUCGCUAUCCAGUCAAUUCUGUUAAUAUCCUGAAAGCCCAUGGAAGAAGUCAGACAGAGAGUCUGCUGAUCAGUGGCUAUGCACUGAACUGUGUGGUGGGAUCGCAAGGCAUGCCCAAGAGAAUAGUUAAUGCCAAAAUUGCUUGCCUCGACUUCAGCCUUCAGAAGACAAAAAUGAAGCUUGGGGUGCAGGUGGUUAUUACAGACCCUGAAAAACUGGACCAGAUUAGACAGAGAGAAUCCGAUAUCACCAAGGAGAGGAUUCAGAAGAUCCUGGCGACUGGGGCCAACGUUAUUCUAACCACUGGUGGCAUUGAUGAUAUGUGUCUGAAGUAUUUUGUGGAGGCUGGUGCAAUGGCAGUUAGAAGAGUUUUAAAAAGGGACCUUAAACGCAUUGCUAAAGCCUCGGGAGCAACUAUUCUUUCGACCCUGGCCAAUCUGGAAGGUGAGGAAACUUUUGAAGCUGCAAUGUUGGGACAAGCCGAGGAGGUGGUACAGGAGAGAAUUUGUGAUGAUGAGCUCAUUUUAAUAAAAAACACUAAGGCGCGCACAUCCGCAUCUAUCAUCUUACGUGGGGCGAAUGAUUUCAUGUGUGAUGAGAUGGAGCGCUCUCUACAUGAUGCCCUUUGUGUGGUGAAGAGAGUUCUGGAGUCAAAAUCUGUGGUUCCAGGUGGGGGCGCUGUAGAAGCAGCCCUGUCCAUAUACCUUGAGAACUAUGCGACUAGCAUGGGCUCUCGAGAACAGCUGGCUAUUGCAGAGUUUGCGAGAUCUCUCCUUGUUAUCCCGAACACACUAGCAGUUAAUGCUGCCCAAGACUCCACAGAUUUGGUUGCAAAGUUAAGAGCUUUUCACAAUGAGGCGCAAGUUAACCCUGAACGUAAAAAUCUAAAAUGGAUUGGUCUUGAUCUGGUCAAUGGCAAACCUCGCGACAACAAGCAAGCAGGGGUGUUUGAACCAACAAUAGUUAAAGUGAAGAGUUUGAAAUUUGCAACUGAAGCUGCCAUUACCAUUCUUCGGAUUGACGAUCUUAUUAAAUUACACCCAGAAAGUAAAGAUGAUAAACAUGGAGGUUAUGAAGAUGCUGUGCACUCAGGAGCCCUUAAUGACUGAUGGGAUUUAUUUAUAACAAUGUUAGAUGCAGUUGUCUUGUACAUCAACUAUUAACACAUUAAAAUAUGAAGAGCUGU
Messenger RNA from Orycteropus afer afer, 1748 nucleotides. RefSeq names its product t-complex 1 (gene TCP1). Gene Ontology annotation, molecular function: ATP binding; ATP hydrolysis activity; ATP-dependent protein folding chaperone. Lineage: Eukaryota; Metazoa; Chordata; Mammalia; Tubulidentata; Orycteropodidae. Gene Ontology annotation, cellular component: chaperonin-containing T-complex. The record is from RefSeq and is a predicted model, not a curated record. Gene Ontology annotation, biological process: protein folding.